AAGGACAAACAUAAGAUGAAGCGGCACUGUGCCCUAAAACAUGGUAUUUUUAAGGAAUUCUUAGCAGAAUUCCUUGGAACAUUUGUGCUUGUGCUGUUUGGCUGUGGCUCUGUGGCCCAGACGGUCCUGAGUCGGAACACCCUGGGGGAAUCUCUAACCAUUCACAUUGGUUUCUCCACUGGGCUGAUGAUGGGAGUGUAUGUGGCUGGAGGGGUGUCAGGUGGCCAUUUGAAUCCUGCGGUGUCUCUAGCCAUGGUCCUCUUGGGGAAACUUAAGAUCUAUAAAUUUCCCAUCUAUGUCAUCGCCCAGUUCCUGGGGGCCUUUGCAGGGGCUGCUGCUGUCUUCGGCCUUUAUUAUAAUGCAUUCAUGGAGUUCACCAGUGGAAUACUAUCAGUCACAGGGAUCAAUGCCACUGGUCACAUUUUUGCAUCUUAUCCUGGAAGGCACCUAACUGUCCUCGGUGGAUUUAUAGACCAGGUGAUUGGAACGGGCAUGCUAGUACUUUGUAUCCUGGCCAUCAUUGAUGGGAAGAAUAUUGGUGCUCCCAGAGGAAUGGAGCCCCUGGCCAUUGGCCUGAUCAUCCUGGCCAUCAGCGUGUCUAUGGGACUGAACUGUGGCUAUCCAAUCAACCCUGCUCGAGACUUAGGACCAAGGCUCUUCACUGCCGUGGCUGGCUGGGGAAUGGAGGUGUUCAGCACUGCAAACUACUGGUGGUGGAUCCCAGUAGCUGGGCCUAUGGUGGGGGGUGUUGCUGGGGCUGUGGUCUACUUCCUCCUGAUUGAGCUACAUCACCCGAGCCCUGAGAAGCCCAAAGAAGAGACUGAGGAGGAAGAAGAGGAAGAAGAGGAGGACGAGGACAGCAGCUUGAAGGACAAAUAUGAGAUGAUUACUAUGAGCUAAAGGAUGAAAUUCUGCCAGCAGACUGUGUGAAAUGUCUGUGUGUGAAAGCAGCAUCGCUACAAUUUAACCCAAGGGGAAUGAAAGUCUCAUUUUCCCUCUCAGACCACACUUUUCUGCCAAAUGUUAUUCUUCUGCCUCUUUGAGAUGCUAUUUAUUUUUGUCUCUCUGUUUAGGACUAAUUAUUUUUCAGGAAGUGGUCUAAGACGGGUCGAGACAAGGGAUUAAACAAAGACCAUUAAAACAACGUGUGACAGAUUUUGCAAACAAUAAAGCUGGUUAUUACUUUCUCCUGGGAUGUCCAUGCUCAUUUUUAUGACCAUGGGAGCAGAUUAGUCAACAGGCUACGAUGUACAACAUCAAAAGAGAGCCCUGAGAAAAAUGUCUAAUGUUAUUUCAAACCCAUACGUGUUUUUCUUAAACCUGUACAUCUCCAACGUCC
Molecule: messenger RNA, 1339 nt
Organism: Chanos chanos (milkfish)
Lineage: Eukaryota; Metazoa; Chordata; Actinopteri; Gonorynchiformes; Chanidae
Gene: aqp9a
Product: aquaporin 9a
Exons: 6
Coding region: 16-900 (294 amino acids)
Biological process (GO): glycerol transmembrane transport; water transport
Cellular component (GO): plasma membrane; basolateral plasma membrane
Molecular function (GO): glycerol channel activity; urea transmembrane transporter activity; water channel activity
Source: RefSeq, a predicted model, not a curated record